UGUUGAGUCGUAAUGCCGGAUUUUGCAAUGGUGUUGUAGACAAAAAAAUGUGUUAAAGAUAAUAUUUAAAGAUUUUAUAAAUGUGGACCAUUUUGUCCAACGGUUUUAAACGUAAUCACAUUGUUUUAAUGUCUUCUGGCUCGCUCGUAAAUAAUUGCGUAUGCCAGAACGACUUAACCUCAGCAAAAACAUGUUUUCUUACCGGGAUUUAAGUAAAACAGAUUACAUUAGUUUAAAUAUCUACGAUAGUGCGGCUUUCACGCGGGGAACUUCCCGUAGCCUUUGGAGGCAAUGGAAACAAUUAUCAAGGUUUCAAAGAAAUAUUUUUUACUUUGCUAUUAUAACUGUUAUAUUAGUGAUAUUUUAUCUUUUGCCCGGUGAAACCAAAAAUGCUCUUCUACAGAAUAACAGCGACUAUAAUAGCGUCGAUGUUGUUCAAGAAACAGUUAAAUACGAAAAGGUGCCAGAGGAUAUUGUUGUAGAUAAUGUUAAUCAACCUGCAGCUGGCGGUGGUCAUGGUGGUGAUCAUGGUGGUGAUCAUGGUGGCGAUCAUGGUGGCGAUGUAAUCGAAGAGCCAGAAUUUCAACCAGAGAUCAAUCAAGUUGACGAUGAUCAAAUUGGUGAACCACCACAGCCGAAACCAAUUGCGCUUAAAUUUGAAGGACCACAAAAUAGUAGACAAAGAGCAGUCGUUGCAGCAUUUAAACAUUCAUGGAACGGAUAUAAACAAUAUGCUUGGGGUCACGACAAUAUUAAACCAAUAUCAAAAAAAUAUCAUGAAUGGUUUGGUUUAGGACUUACUAUUGUGGAUUCCUUAGACACUUUAUAUAUGAUGGGUUUGAACGAUGAGUUUGCAGAAGCCAAAUCGUGGGUCGAAAAUAAUUUAGUCUUCACUAUGAAUCGCGACGUUAAUCUGUUUGAAGUGACGAUAAGAGUAUUAGGAGGAUUGUUAGCUGCAUAUCAUCUUAGCGGAGAAAAAAUAUUUUUAAAUAAAGCGAUCGAUGUGGGAGAUCGUAUGAUGCCGGCUUUUUCUACCAGAUCUGGUGUCCCAUAUUCUGAUGUCAAUUUAGGAACUAGAGCAGCACAUAGUCCUAAAUGGGGGCCUGAUAGCAGUACCAGCGAAGUAACUUCUAUUCAAUUAGAAUUUCGUGAUUUAAGUCGUAGUUCAGGCCAACCUAAAUUCGAGGCAGCUGCUGCAAGAGUCUCAGAACACGUACAUCAAUUAAACAAACAUGAUGGUUUAGUUCCAAUUUUUAUCAAUGCGAACAAUGGACAAUUUAGAGAAUACGCGACAAUUACCUUAGGAGCUAGAGGUGACAGCUAUUACGAAUAUUUAUUGAAACAAUGGAUACAAACUGGGAAGACCAUAGACUAUUUACGAGAUGACUAUUUAUCGGGCAUUUCUGGAACUAAGAAACAUCUAGUCAAAUAUACAGCUAUUAAUAAGUAUCUUUUUAUAGCGGAAUUGGUUGGUAUGCAUAAAGAUACAAGACCAAAGAUGGACCAUCUUACAUGUUACUUAGGAGGUACAUUAGCCUUAGGAGUCCAUCAUGGGUUGCCACAAGAUCAUAUGGCUUUUGCAAAUGACAUUGUCAAAACUUGUUAUCAAACAUAUGCGAUACAACCAACUUUCCUUGCACCUGAAAUAACUUAUUUUAACAUUCAGAAAGUAGAAGGAGAUAAUCAAAUGGACAUGUAUGUGAAAACGAAUGAUGCACACAAUCUUUUACGACCUGAAUUUCUAGAAAGUCUUUUUUAUAUGUGGUAUUUCACGGGAAAUAAAACUUAUCAGGAUUGGGGCUGGCAAAUAUUUCAAGCGUUUGAAAAUUAUACUAAAGUGGAAAACGGAUACACAAGUAUUGGAAAUGUCCGAAGUAUUAAUAAUAUACGACCACAAGAUAUGACUGAAAGUUUUUGGUUUGCAGAAACUUUGAAAUAUUUAUAUUUGUUAUUCGAUGAUACCAGACAAAUAAUAGAUUUAAACAAAUGGGUAUUUAAUUCCGAAGGACAUCCGUUGCCUAUAUACGAAUCAUAAUAUAUAAUAUAUAAAAAAAAAUUUUUAUUCAACAAAUUCGAAGCUAUGCGUUUAAUUAGCUCAAUUAUUUGCACCGAUCUAUUAAUCAUUAUUGACAAAAUUGCACCUGUCAUCCAAUCACAACUGUGUAUUGGAUAAGAAAGAUUGUUGAAACAAAUCUUUCAAUUGUCUAAACAAAAUUUGUACAAAAAAAUAUAUCCAAUCAAUAGUAAUAGCGUGUAUAUGUAAAGCAUACGUUUACAAAUUUUAUUAUUCUAAGUAUUUCGUACUGUUGUGAUUUUAUGAAAAAUCAUAUCAUUGUUUAUACACAAUUGUCUUUAAUUUGAGUAGUGCCUAUUUAUAAAUCAUCGUCGAAAAGGAUGAAAAUUGAAAACAAUUUUGUAAAUACUUUUACUCGCUACACCAUAAAUCAAUGUAUAAUUCAUAAAAAGGUAUAAAAGCAAAAGAAAAUUUCUUCUUUACUGAAAUUAACGCAUCAAUUAUCAUGCAAUUGUAAUUAAAGUUACUUAUAAAUAGAGGUACUAUUCACCUA
Molecule: messenger RNA, 2567 nt
Organism: Polistes canadensis
Lineage: Eukaryota; Metazoa; Arthropoda; Insecta; Hymenoptera; Vespidae
Gene: alpha-Man-Ib
Product: endoplasmic reticulum mannosyl-oligosaccharide 1,2-alpha-mannosidase
Exons: 11
Coding region: 161-2035 (624 amino acids)
Biological process (GO): carbohydrate metabolic process; N-glycan processing
Cellular component (GO): membrane; endoplasmic reticulum
Molecular function (GO): mannosyl-oligosaccharide 1,2-alpha-mannosidase activity; calcium ion binding
Source: RefSeq, a predicted model, not a curated record